Messenger RNA from Numida meleagris (helmeted guineafowl), 945 nucleotides. RefSeq names its product RUN domain containing 3A (gene RUNDC3A). Gene Ontology annotation, cellular component: cytosol. NCBI's taxonomy places the organism in Eukaryota, Metazoa, Chordata, Aves, Galliformes, Numididae. The record is from RefSeq and is a predicted model, not a curated record.
GUUCUCGGUGAAGACGCUGCUGGAGAAGCACACGGCGGAGCCCAUCGAUGACUCCUCCGAGGAGUUCGUCAACUUCGCCGCCAUCCUCGAGCAGAUCCUCAGCCACCGCUUCAAAGGCCCCGUCAGCUGGUUCAGCUCCGAUGGGCAGCGCGGCUUCUGGGACUACAUCCGCCUGGCCUGCAGCAAGGUGCCCAACAACUGCGUCAGCAGCAUCGAGAGCAUGGAGAACAUCAGCACCUCCAGGGCCAAGGGCCGGGCGUGGAUCCGCGUGGCGCUGAUGGAGAAGCGCAUCUCCGACUACAUCACCACGGCGCUGCGCGACACGCGGACCACCAGGCGCUUCUACGACGACGGGGCCAUCAUGCUGCGGGAGGAGUCCACGCUGCUGGUCGGGAUGCUCAUCGGGCUCGGCGCCAUCGACUUCAGCCCUCCAUGCUGGGGCUCUGCGGCUCCCUGGCCUCGCUGCCCAGCUGCAAGUCCCUGGCCAGCCUCAAGUCCAACGAGUGCCUGGUGAGCGACAGCAACGAAGCCAGCCCCACCCGCAGCCCCAGCUGAGACCCCCGGCCCCCCCGUCCGGCAGCGCCGCGGAGGACUGAACCUCGUCCCCUCCACGCUGGGACCGACGGAGGAUGAAGGACACGGACCCGUCGGGAUGGGGAUGGGACGUGGAUGCCCCCGUGUCCACCCGAGCUGGGCAGGGGGUGAUGAACUGUGCGGCACGGGGAACCCCGGGGAGCGCUGCUGGGUGCAGACGGAGGGGCUGGGGGUCAAACACCCCCUCCUCGGCACCCACUGCUCCUCCUGCAACACCAUCCCCACAAGUGAGAUAGGAACCCGCUCCCCUUCUGCCCCCUUCUCCCUUUGGGUUUCGGGUCGUUUUGGGUUUGGAUUCAACCUCAUCUCGCCUUGUUGGUGCAAAAGGAAUCAAUAAACGCAGCGAUAGGA